Messenger RNA from Filobasidium floriforme, 1019 nucleotides. RefSeq lists its product as uncharacterized. Lineage: Eukaryota; Fungi; Basidiomycota; Tremellomycetes; Filobasidiales; Filobasidiaceae. The transcript has 3 exons. Bases 350 to 823 code for a protein of 157 amino acids. The record is from RefSeq and is a predicted model, not a curated record.
UCAGGCCAAAAAGAUCCUCGACAAGGGUGCCGAGAUCAAGGAUACCAAGCCCAAGAAGGAGGACAUCAUCUCCGACUAGGCGCGGUCGUCCCGGACAUUUACGUACAUACAAUCAUAUCCACCAUACACACAGCUCAUAGAAUCUGCGUCACCAAACGAAGCAAAAAUACCUUGUCAUGACGUUCCCUGGAUGAGAGUAGAAAAGGGAAGCGCAUGUCUUGUAGACCUGUAUCCAUGCACCACAACACAGAAUGCGACAACUUGAUGAUCGCCGCAGUCGCUUUACAUGCGCGUCGCCUGCGGUCCGGGGGUAACUGGGCGUGUCGAACGUCGAUCAACCUGAUUGAUCAUGGCUAUGCUCGCCUUUUGCCCUUUUCGUACCUGCUUGCACACCUGCCUAACAACCCCCGACCAAGUACAUCUAUUCUGGACCAUGGGCAACUGUUUUUCCGAUCCGUCUGCACCAAAGCAAGCCAAGAAGGGUAGCGGCGGUAACAAGGGGCACGUCCUCGGGUCCGCCCCUACACAAACCGCAACAACGCCGGCAGUCGCCGUUCCAGCUGGUACAGCCUCGGCACCCCUCUCACCGCCGAUACAAUCGCCAGGGAGGAUACUAGGAGAUGGAUUCGAGGAUGCGAACCGUGGGAACGAUGCGCGGACGAUGGCAGCGGCUGCAGCCGAGGAGAGGAUGAAGAGCGCUAACAAGCGAGGAGUACAGAAUGGCGGAGGAAAGUUGACUGCCAAGCUCGAAGCGGAGAGGCGGAAACCGUUAUACUCGAAUGAUAGCCAGGAUCAGCCGAUGGAUAUGAGAAAUUACAACUAGUCAUGAUUACGACUUCAAGGAUUGGCAAUACCAGGGACGUAAACAAGGCAAUACCCAGGGAAAUCUCGUUGUACUUUAUUAUACCAUGCUCUAACCGUUGUACGAUCGUGAUCUAUCCGUCUCGGUGAAGCUUACCAGUCCCCACCUUCGUCAUUCAUCAUGUCCAGAUCGCUUCUGACAACGGCUGUCCUCGCUC